UGACAGAUGAUAGACCAGAGGUCAGUCAUUUCAAAUUGAGUGUCACAAGGUGGCUGUGUGGAGUUCUGACCAACAGCUUCAUUUAAUCGUGCAUGUCCAAUUUGCAUGGGUUCCAUGGUUUUGUUGGGAGGUAGUGUUUUCUUGACGAUAGGCAAAGGACGAUUUAACAGCAGAAGAUCAAGACGAAUGGAUAAAUCAAUGAGUCAAGGGAAAGUUGUUCAUCUCUGCACGCUAGCUCUGUUAAUAUCUCUGGGUUUAAACCUCGACGAAAUAUGGACUUUAGCACCUUGUCAUUAAAACCGCUUCCUGCGGAGAUUGUUCUGAACUCCAAGGCAUAAUCAGACACACGGCGAUUUCCUUGAGUGAGGUCUAAGAGUUUCUCCCCCAUUUCUCUGCCAUCAGAUGAAUGAUCGAACACACGUUUAAAUAAUUCAGUGAAGUGCUGAUACGAGGAAACCGAUUCUCCUCUUUCCCCAUACGGCAGAUGCCCACAAUAAUGCUUUCCCAGUGAGCAAUUCAUAAAAUGUGCAAUCUUGUUAGGUUCAGACAAUCCUUCUUGACUGGAGAAAUUCAAGGAGCAUUGUAGUAAAAGCCUUUGCACUGAGAAUUUGUUGGGCAUGGGUGGGUUAUUAGCGAUGAUCCAUGUGGUGGAGGUAAUGCAGAGAUAGUUUAUGUGAUGAGAUCAACCUUGGCAUUGAGAUCAGUGAGGUGGUGUUGUUGUUUCAUUAACUGUCCAUGAUAAGUGAAGGCUUGUUUUCAAUCCAUGUCGCCUGCUGCAUCCAUGAGAAUUGGCAAAGUAUUCUGUCAGAUAAAUCACCAGGAGAGGAGGAUGCAAGUGCAGUAGGACAGUUUUAAUGAAGAUAAGGCAAAAAUCCAACAGUAAGUACAGGCAGAAGGUCAGGCAAUCGGCAAACAGACAUAAACAGGCUAGAGACAAACUCAUGGUCAACAAACAGGCAAAAGUAUAACAACAGAGAAUCAGUCAGAAUUAAGUAAGCUUAGUAAUGUCAAACACUAGGAAAUUGAGCAUAUACUUUGCAAGGACUGAAUGUGACAAAUUCUCUUAUAAAGGGUGCAGUGAUUGCUGUAGUAAUGAUGUGCAGUUGUGGCUGAUCAGAAAUCUGGUGAUUGAGAUCGAGGUGGUGCAUGGGAAUUUGAGUCCGGGGUGGCCAUAUUUGAAUGCUGUUGUGACUGCUGGGAUUCUGAGUUCAUGACAGAUGUCUUUGUAAGGUGUUGCUUAAAUAGGCAAAUGUUUAGUGGGUUUGUAUGUGUUGACUGGUCCCCUGGAGAGAAAAAACUGGGCAGCUGACAAGGAACAUGAGCCUAUCUAAAUUAAAGUAUCUGAGCACCACCUGACAGGUGACACUUAACAGAGCAAAGAUGAAUGGUCCAUGUGGGAUAAAACAGAUUAAUCGUUAACAAAACCUCACUAUUAGAGGACAAGUGACCGUGCACUCUAAGUGUUUGCGUUAGUUCAGCUACAUUUAUUAUGUUCAUAGAAAGAAAUAAGUUAAUAUGUCCUGGACAGGCAGUCCACACCGUAAUCCCCACAUCCAUAUAAGUAUAUAUAAACCAAGGCCACUGAACAGAGUGACAUUUGUUUCUAUGGUGUCUCUUGCAGGCCAGAUUAACUGAUGAAUAUCUUACACCAAAAAAAUUAAUAAAAAUAAAAAACAUGAGCAGUCCUUGUUGUUGUUGUUGUUGUUUUCCACAGGGUGAGUGGAAAGGUCUCUUCAUCCUCUUUCAUUUGGAUAAAAGGAUUUAGUAUCAAUGUGAAGUCAUUACAAAUUAUGUUAUUUUAACACCCAAAUAAAAAAUACACUAUUAAUUUUUAAACCAAUGUGAAGAAAUAUCUAUAAGAGCCCAAAUUCUGUUUGUGUGAGUCUCUGUCAAAAUAAUGUCACUAGAUUACAUCAGUCAUACAGAUUGUCAGGUUACUGGUCAGAUUUUGAGCAAGCCAAUAAACAAGCGAACCAGUCUGUUUUCUGCACACAAAACAACAACAAAAAUUGUAUAGAUCUAAUGAUGUGUGCAAUCCAAUGUUUGUGUGUCACUGCCAGUACCAAAAAAUGCAAUAUGAGGCAUUUGGUAAAACUGCAGAUUAGAAAUAUUCCAAUAUGUGAAUUAUUAAUAGGAAAGUCCUUUGUCAUAAUGGCACAUACUCUUUUUCACAAAGUUAUCAAACGACAAUGGACAAGCUUUAAUGGAUUUUAUAACAUACUUGGGUGUCCCAUUUCCACGAAUAUGCUAACUCUUAUUCAAACAUGACCAUCUUGAGGGAAUAAAUUAAACCAUAACUAGUAAAACUCCAAACCUCUUUUAUCAUUUUGUGCAAGUGUACUUAAAGGUAACGCUGAUGCAAGAGCUCGAUUGUUGGCUAUGAAUGCAUCCAGACUGCAUCACUUCAUUUCCUUUUAAAUCUAUUUGUGCAGUGGUUUGCCCUUGUUUGCAAAAUGGCAUCAUGUGAGACUUAAUUUGUAAAGGUUGCUUGACACUGUAGCACCUGACCUCUUCUUCGUCUGAUGAUGAGUCCAAUCCCAUUCUCAAUGUGAGUACAAAAUGGUGAUUGAUUUAACUCUGUCAUUCAGUUUCUAAACUGUGGACAAACUAUGUUGAGUGCAUUUCCAUUUAUGGAUCUAAAAUAGUGUAUACCUCACAGAAGUGGCUGAUUCUAGACAUAGAAGUCUUGUAACAUGACAUCAUGUGAUCUUGAAUACAUACAUGUAUCUUGUGACUGAACAAUGUUCUAACAAUUACAUGACCAUCCUGUAACACUGUUGUUGAUUAUUAUGAUCAACAUGGUUAAUAAAAAAGUUUCUUAUGCAAGUGUAUUCUGAAGAAAUUCAUUCAACGCAUGCUCUGUAAAGCAGGUUGACAUCAACACUUUAUUUUACACACAAGAGUUAGUACUGUCCAAGCGGGGUAACCCUCCAAACUUCAUAGUUUUAUGAUAAUGUUUGUGUUUAUAGUGAUCAAUAUUCCAUCACCAAUAGGCCCAUAAAGGAUCGACAUAAUUAUGUCAAUGUGGGUUCUGCCAGUGGGCUACAGUUUGCCAGUCAAUAAAUUAUGUGCUUUUAUUACAUGGAAGCAGCCAGACUAUUUUUUAUUUUUUUUUUUUGAAGACUAGCCUAUUGUAUUGCAGUCUCGGUACAUCUGUCUAAUGCGCAAAAAAGUGACAAACUGUUUUUGCAACCUACCUCUUUGCAGCUGGGUAAUUCCGUUCCCUCCGCUAUAAAUAAAAGGAGUCCCAAUAUGACAAUAACGCCUUGCGUACUAACAGUGAAAAAGUACAUGGCUUAAAAAUUGUUGUUCCAGAAGUUUUAUUCCCUGUCAAGGCGUGUAACAGAACAGGAAAGCAGUGAGACUCUUUGUUUGCACAUACUAAACUAGCUGAGCUCUCCUAUUGGUCGGUUUCUUUUAGAUGGAGUUCUAUUUUAUAUGCAUUUAACUUAAGUUGAGAUUGAAAACAUUCAACAAUUGUAAAACAAAGCGGUAGAUUAUUUUCUGAUAGACUUUUAUGAGUAACAAGAAGACAGGUGGUCAGAACCAUCUGUCAGGUGGUUUGAGUAACGUUACAGGAAUGAGAAUAGGAGGUCUCUGUUUAUCUACAAUUGGGAAAACACUAAGUAAUUUUAAUAGCCAACAUAAAAACGCCAUAUUAACGUGCACGUUCCUUAUUAGCGUCUAUACGCACAAUAGUGAAAUUGCAUUAAACCCGUUAAUAAACUCUGUUAAUGUAAAAGUUUACAUCCAAAAACUAGCAACUGACGCGCAAAGGUGGUCUCUUAGCAACGGUGGGAGGGACAACAAUGUUGCUAGAAAAAAUAUCCUAAACCAUCGAUCUGUAACAUUCCAGAACACUGAGCUGGAAAACUUGUUUGAAUAUGCCACGAGAACGAGAUCCUUUUCCAUUUCCAAGAUUUGAGAACGACCAUACUUUCAAUGGGAGUAAGGAAAUUCAGAAACUGCCCUAUGACAAGCCAGCUCAUCUCGCCCAAAAUGAUGAACCUUGGAGGAGACUCCAUAACACGGGAACAAUGGCUAGUUCCCGUCGAAAUAUCUUCUAUCGUGAUAUUACAGCACCAAAGGACAGUCUGGACAUUCAUCUAAAAUCAACAUAUGAUAACCAUCUUGGAUUAUUUCAGAACAAGAGCCAAACCCUGACACAGAGGGAAACUGUUGCCGAGAACCAUGCACUCCGUAAGGCUGAAUCUCUCAGCCACCUUGAUGUUUUCUCACUCAGGACACUGAAAAACAGAGAACAAUUGGAAACUCCAGUGUGUGAGAAUGAAAACAAAGGAAUGAAAGUGUGGGUCGACUCCCAGAAAGCUUCUAUAUACAGCAUUAAAGGCACAAUUGAGUCUCACCACACCGCCUCUACAAACCGAGGUUAUUCAAGGAAGCAUGAUGGCGGAUUUUACACCUUGUAAUGCAAUAAAAUGAGAUGACCACAUGUAC
Myxocyprinus asiaticus (Chinese sucker) is the source of this 4458-nucleotide messenger RNA. RefSeq names its product cilia and flagella associated protein 276 (gene cfap276). The coding region runs from base 3885 to 4430 and encodes 181 amino acids. The transcript has 5 exons. The record is from RefSeq and is a predicted model, not a curated record. NCBI's taxonomy places the organism in Eukaryota, Metazoa, Chordata, Actinopteri, Cypriniformes, Catostomidae.